AUGUCUAGAGAGAGACCUCAGACCCUCCCGCCGAGGCUUCUACAAAGUCUUCACUUUGCGCCACGCAAAUUACGAGCAAUCUUCAAUAAAUACUAUAAAUGGAAGCGCAAUUCCUCGACGGAGAGUCCAACAUUCCAAAAUAUUUUUACUCCAUCAAUUCUCCACAGAUUACAUGCUCAACCACCUCAAAAGUGGCAACCAAGAAAGAAAACCCCGACCCUUCUUCGCUUGACUUCCCUUAAAGCACUCACCGAAGCCAUUCGCAACUACGACGGCAAAUACGACGACGGCCCAGCCGGUCUCAUAACCAGAGGAAUCGUCCCAUCAGACGUUCCACCAGCACCCCUCCACGGCCCUCGGCAGGACACCCUGGACCGAGCUCCUAGAAUUUGA
Molecule: messenger RNA, 393 nt
Organism: Penicillium atrosanguineum
Lineage: Eukaryota; Fungi; Ascomycota; Eurotiomycetes; Eurotiales; Aspergillaceae
Exons: 2
Coding region: 1-393 (130 amino acids)
Source: RefSeq, a predicted model, not a curated record